Messenger RNA from Neogale vison (American mink), 8771 nucleotides. It is a transcript of the gene SOS1, whose product is annotated as SOS Ras/Rac guanine nucleotide exchange factor 1. The transcript is spliced from 23 exons. The record is from RefSeq and is a predicted model, not a curated record. The coding region runs from base 283 to 4284 and encodes 1333 amino acids. Gene Ontology annotation, molecular function: protein heterodimerization activity; guanyl-nucleotide exchange factor activity. Lineage: Eukaryota; Metazoa; Chordata; Mammalia; Carnivora; Mustelidae. Gene Ontology annotation, biological process: Ras protein signal transduction; positive regulation of GTPase activity. Gene Ontology annotation, cellular component: plasma membrane.
GGGGGCCCGGCCCCGGGGUGGUGGUGCGGGAUGCCGCCGCCGCCGCCUGCGGGCUGCGUUCGCUAUCCACGGCUGGUACCCGUGUCGGGUGGGUGGCCGGGCGCGGGCCUCGCCCCUCAGCCCCCUCUCCAAGGCUAGCCCGGCCGCGCGGCGCCCCGAGGGGGCCGGGCCGUCCGGUGGGGCCGCGGCCCUGUUCGGUGCUGCGAGCUCGCCCUCUCGCGGCUCCCCGGCCCGGCCGCCGCCGCCGCCCCUCUCCCCGCCCAGAGGCGCCCCGGGGGCACCAUGCAGGCGCAGCAGCUGCCGUACGAGUUUUUCAGCGAGGAGAACGCACCCAAGUGGCGGGGGCUGCUGGUGCCGGCGCUGAAAAAGGUCCAGGGGCAAGUUCAUCCAACUCUUGAGUCUAGUGAUGAUGCUCUUCAAUAUGUUGAAGAAUUAAUUUUGCAGUUAUUAAAUAUGCUAUGCCAAGCUCAGCCCCGAAGUGCUUCAGAUGUAGAGGAACGUGUUCAAAAAAGUUUCCCUCAUCCAAUUGAUAAGUGGGCAAUAGCUGAUGCCCAGUCGGCUAUUGAAAAGAGGAAGCGAAGAAACCCUUUAUCUCUCCCAGUAGAAAAAAUUCAUCCUUUACUAAAGGAGGUCCUAGGUUAUAAAAUUGACCACCAGGUCUCUGUUUACAUAGUAGCAGUAUUAGAAUACAUUUCUGCAGACAUUUUAAAGCUGGUGGGGAAUUAUGUACGAAAUAUACGGCAUUAUGAAAUUACAAAGCAGGAUAUUAAAGUGGCAAUGUGUGCUGAUAAGGUAUUAAUGGACAUGUUUCAUCAAGAUGUAGAAGAUAUAAAUAUAUUAUCUUUAACUGAUGAAGAGCCUUCCACCUCAGGAGAGCAAACUUACUAUGAUUUGGUAAAAGCAUUUAUGGCAGAAAUUCGACAGUACAUAAGGGAACUAAAUUUAAUUAUAAAAGUUUUUAGAGAGCCCUUUGUCUCCAAUUCAAAAUUGUUUUCAGCUAAUGAUGUAGAAAAUAUAUUUAGUCGUAUAGUAGAUAUACAUGAACUUAGUGUAAAGUUACUGGGCCAUAUAGAAGAUACUGUGGAAAUGACUGAUGAAGGUAGCCCCCAUCCCUUAGUAGGAAGCUGCUUUGAAGACUUAGCAGAGGAACUGGCCUUUGAUCCAUACGAAUCAUACGCUCGAGAUAUCUUACGGCCUGGUUUUCACGAUCGUUUCCUUAGUCAGUUAUCAAAGCCUGGAGCAGCACUCUAUUUACAGUCAAUAGGCGAAGGCUUCAAAGAAGCUGUUCAGUAUGUUUUACCCAGGCUACUUCUAGCCCCUGUUUACCACUGUCUGCAUUACUUUGAACUUUUGAAGCAGUUAGAAGAAAAGAGUGAAGAUCAAGAAGACAAGGAAUGUUUGAAACAAGCAAUAACAGCUUUGCUUAAUGUUCAGAGUGGUAUGGAAAAAAUAUGUUCUAAAAGUCUUGCAAAACGAAGAUUGAGUGAAUCUGCAUGUCGGUUUUAUAGUCAGCAAAUGAAGGGGAAACAACUAGCAAUCAAGAAAAUGAACGAGAUUCAAAAGAAUAUUGAUGGUUGGGAGGGAAAAGACAUUGGACAGUGUUGCAAUGAAUUUAUAAUGGAAGGAACUCUUACACGUGUAGGAGCCAAACAUGAGAGACACAUAUUUCUCUUUGAUGGCUUAAUGAUUUGCUGUAAAUCAAAUCAUGGGCAGCCAAGACUUCCUGGUGCUAGCAAUGCAGAAUACCGUCUUAAAGAAAAGUUUUUCAUGAGAAAGGUACAAAUUAAUGACAAAGAUGACACCAGUGAGUACAAGCAUGCUUUUGAAAUAAUUUUAAAAGAUGAAAAUAGUGUUAUAUUUUCUGCCAAGUCAGCUGAAGAGAAAAACAAUUGGAUGGCAGCCUUGAUAUCUUUACAAUACCGGAGUACGCUGGAGAGGAUGCUUGAUGUGACGAUGCUGCAGGAAGAGAAGGAGGAGCAGAUGAGGCUCCCUAGUGCCGAUGUUUAUAGAUUUGCAGAGCCUGACUCUGAAGAGAAUAUAAUAUUUGAAGAAAACAUGCAGCCCAAGGCUGGAAUUCCAAUUAUCAAAGCAGGAACUGUUAUUAAGCUAAUAGAGAGGCUCACAUACCAUAUGUAUGCAGAUCCCAAUUUUGUUCGGACAUUUCUUACAACAUACAGAUCCUUUUGUAAACCUCAAGAACUACUGAGUCUUAUAAUAGAAAGGUUUGAAAUUCCAGAGCCUGAGCCCACAGAAGCUGAUCGCAUAGCUAUAGAGAAUGGAGAUCAGCCCUUGAGUGCAGAACUAAAAAGGUUUAGAAAAGAAUACAUACAGCCUGUACAGCUGCGAGUAUUAAAUGUAUGUCGGCAUUGGGUAGAGCACCACUUCUAUGAUUUUGAAAGGGAUGCAGAUCUUUUGCAGCGAAUGGAAGAAUUUAUUGGAACAGUGAGAGGUAAAGCAAUGAAAAAAUGGGUUGAAUCCAUCACUAAAAUAAUCCAAAGGAAAAAAAUUGCAAGAGACAAUGGACCAGGUCAUAAUAUUACAUUUCAGAGUUCACCUCCCACGGUUGAAUGGCAUAUAAGCAGGCCUGGGCACAUAGAAACUUUUGACCUGCUCACCUUACACCCAAUAGAAAUUGCUCGACAACUCACUUUACUUGAAUCAGAUCUAUAUAGAGCUGUACAACCAUCAGAAUUAGUUGGAAGUGUGUGGACUAAAGAAGACAAAGAAAUUAAUUCUCCUAAUCUCCUAAAAAUGAUCCGGCAUACCACGAAUCUCACUCUAUGGUUUGAGAAAUGUAUUGUAGAAACUGAAAACUUAGAAGAAAGAGUAGCUGUGGUGAGUCGAAUCAUUGAGAUUCUACAAGUCUUUCAAGAGCUGAACAACUUCAAUGGUGUCCUUGAGGUUGUCAGUGCUAUGAACUCCUCACCUGUUUACAGACUAGAUCACACAUUUGAGCAAAUACCAAGUCGCCAAAAGAAAAUUUUAGAAGAAGCUCAUGAAUUAAGUGAAGAUCACUAUAAGAAAUAUUUGGCAAAACUCAGGUCUAUUAAUCCACCAUGUGUGCCUUUCUUUGGAAUUUAUCUAACUAAUAUCUUGAAAACAGAAGAAGGCAACCCUGAGGUCCUAAAAAGGCAUGGAAAAGAGCUUAUAAACUUUAGCAAAAGGAGGAAAGUAGCAGAAAUAACAGGAGAGAUCCAGCAGUACCAAAAUCAGCCUUAUUGUUUACGAGUAGAAUCAGAUAUCAAAAGGUUCUUUGAAAAUUUGAAUCCAAUGGGAAAUAGCAUGGAAAAAGAAUUUACAGAUUAUCUUUUCAACAAAUCCCUAGAAAUAGAACCACGAAACCCUAAGCCUCUUCCAAGAUUUCCAAAAAAAUAUAGCUAUCCCCUAAAAUCUCCUGGUGUUCGUCCAUCAAACCCAAGACCAGGUACCAUGAGACAUCCCACACCUCUGCAGCAGGAGCCAAGGAAAAUUAGUUACAGUAGGAUCCCUGAAAGUGAAACAGAAAGUACAGCAUCUGCACCAAAUUCUCCAAGAACACCGUUAACACCUCCUCCUGCGUCUGGUGCUUCUAGUACCACCGAUGUUUGCAGCGUUUUUGAUUCCGAUCAUUCGAGCCCUUUUCACUCAAGCAGCGAUACCGUCUUUAUCCAAGUUUCACUGCCCCAUGGCCCAAGAUCUGCUUCAGUAUCAUCUAUAAGUUUAACCAAGGGCACUGAUGAGGUGCCCGUCCCCCCUCCUGUUCCUCCACGAAGACGGCCGGAAUCUGCCCCCGCCGAAUCUUCGCCAUCUAAGAUUAUGUCUAAGCAUUUGGACAGCCCCCCAGCAAUUCCUCCUAGGCAGCCCACAUCAAAAGCCUAUUCGCCACGAUACUCCAUAUCAGACCGGACCUCUAUAUCAGACCCUCCUGAGAGCCCUCCCUUAUUACCACCACGAGAACCUGUGAGGACACCUGAUGUCUUCUCCAGCUCACCACUACAUCUCCAGCCUCCCCCUUUGGGCAAAAAAAGCGACCAUGGCAAUGCCUUCUUCCCAAAUAGCCCUUCCCCUUUUACACCACCUCCUCCUCAAACACCCUCUCCUCAUGGCACAAGAAGGCACUUGCCAUCGCCACCACUGACACAAGAAGUGGACCUUCCUUCCAUCACCGGGCCGCCGGUUCCUCCACGACAAAGCACUUCUCAGCAUAUCCCUAAACUCCCUCCAAAAACUUAUAAAAGGGAGCACAUGCACCCAUCCAUGCACAGAGAUGGACCACCACUGCUGGAGAAUGCCCAUUCCUCCUGAGUUUCUCUGUUCCAGGACAGACGUUUUCCCAGCCCCGGAUCCAUUGCUGGCGAUGGACGCACCGAACGUGCCAGCGCGGACGGGUCGAAACAACAGCUCCCAACACUAACGACUCUCCUUCGAGAUGCAGCAUAAGACGGUGGAUUUUACCCGAGACGUAAUUAUACAAUGAAAAUGGUAUUCGUGUAGAAUCUGGGAAGACUGAUCUGGAGAGAUUGGACAACUGAUUGAUUGCACCUGAAAAUCAAGUAAAGGGACUUUUUCUAGCCAAUGGGCAGGAGUCCUCUUUUUGUGAAGUGAUCUUUAUCAUUAAGGGAUGGAAAACACAGUCUAGUGUCCUGCAGGCCCACAUGAUGACAGUUUUUGUAAUUCAAAAUAUGCACUUUUUAAAAAGAAAUCUUAAACAGGGAUCUUCACAUCUCCCUUGUUUUUCUUUGCUUUUACUCGUCCUACUUUAGAAUAUUUUCUUAAAAAUCAUUCAGAGGACUGUGAGGAGGGGCUGUGGUGCCUGAGCUCGUUGGAGUCAAGGCCCAGCACUGUGCUGCAGUCCUGUUUACAGAUUAUUACAGUGAAGUGAAUGGGUACCGAGGCUUCACCAAAGAGGUACUUUUUUUCUUUCUUUUUUCUUUUUGUUUUUUUCUUUCUUUCCUUUUUUUUUUUUUAGGAGUAAUUAUACUAAUUUUAAGAGCAUUUCCCCACCCACCCUCCCUACACAAACAAAACGUGAUGGUGUUGCCUUCAAAUGAGAAGUUUUGUUUCAUUAAGGUGACAGAAGAACUUUUUUAAAAAUGUAACUGUCAAGUAUACGAUUUACACUUAGGAGACUGUUAAUCUAUGCUAGAUUGUUCUUUUCCCCACUUCUCCCACAAAAGUUUACCGGUAAUCCAUGUCAUGGCUCAUUGCUGUCCCUCUAACCGUACUCUGGAAAUGCAGUCCCCCAGUGUGAAAAGGAGCACUUGCUGGGCACCACUAACAUCGUUCGUGUUUUACUGAGAGUGAGUAAUCAGCAUCUCUAGAAUUCCCUUGCAUUGCCGAAAUCAUGUGUAUAUAGUGAAUGUUAUAUAAUAAACCUGGCAGGUCUGUUUUAAUUUAAUUGAAUAAAGAUAAAAAUACUUUGUUUGGCUGGCAUAUAUUAAAUUAUUAUAUGGAGAAAAUGGUUGAUUCUUAUUUCUUUCAGUUGAAACACACACAGACACACACACACACACACACACACACACACACAAAGCAUAAAAGCACGUAUUGUGGUACGCCUUGAUUUCUAGUUCUGGAUGUAUGUAUUCACCUUAAAGAAUGAUCUAAAGUUAUAGUUUGGUAUGUAGGAAAAAAAUUGGGUUAGAAUAGGAUGGUUAUCUUUUAAGCAGAACUUUGUAAGUUUUUAAAUUUCCUAGGCAACAUGUAUACAGUUUAUUAGUUUAUAUUAAACAUUCUACCUUGCUUGAGGUCUUUGCUCUAUCAAAACUAUUCAUAAGAGAACAUCUGCCUACAUCAUUAGUAUCAUAAUACGGAUUAUUCCUGAAGCCUGUGUACUGAUCUUCUGAGUCUAACCAAUACUGUGAGUGAAAUGCAUGCAACUUGUCGAAGAGAAAAAGCUGUACGAAUCUCCACGGCAGUGUCUGUGAGUGUGCGGUCCUCCAUGCUGAGAGUCAUCAGUUCAUCAGUAUGUGCAUGUGUCCUCAGAAUAAUGAAGCAACAUCUCAGCAGUUCUGUUAGCUAUGCCAUCAGAGACGUUUUUAAGAAGUGCUGCAUCAUGGUGGAAACCUCAUACUUUAAUAAUUUCCUGUGAUAUUUAUUAGAGCAUUAAAUGUAAUGUACAUCACAGUAGUACAGCAUAUAGCCCUUUAAGACCAGAAUGUUGAUUGCAUCAUCAUUAAGCAAUCCAUCCUAUCAUAUCCUUUCUUAUUUAUUUGUUAGAGUCGAAUCUUUUUCGUUUAAUAUCUGUACCACUCCUAUUAAGGUAGUCAUCGUUCUCUUUGUAAAAUGUCUCCUUUUAAAAGUUUCCCCUCAAGUUAAUUUCAAAUCCACUCUUGGGCACAAAGUGUCCAUAAGGCCAUUCAUUCAACAAGUGUUCAUCUAAGCCUACUUACUAGUGCUGCUACAAUUAAUCAUAAUACACAUUCCAGAAUCCCCCAUGACUUUUUAUUAGAACACCCUCAUUUUCCAUAGGAUUUCCCUUUAUGUGUCUUAAGGAUCACUUCUCUUUUUAAUUACUCCCACCCCACUCCAAAUGGGAACCUGACAAGUCACAUUAGAGCCUAUUCAAUCUCUCUCUGGCCAGUGUGUUCGCCUAAAAUAAUGCUUUUCAACCCCGCUGACCUUUUAAAGAAGAAAAAGUCAGAUUUGAAGUUCUAAUCCUACUUCUCCCAAAGGCAACCAUUCUCCUACCCCAGUGGUUCUAGGAGACCACUUCACUGUGCAUCAGCAUUGUGGAUAGAGGAUAUUUUUAAUUCUGAAGUUGACAUUUGGGUAAAAAUAUUUUCUGCAGUGGUAACUGACUAGAAAAAUCCCAACUGGACGCCCUUAAACAGAGGUGAGAAAACUGCAUCCUUGCCUUCUUCAUACGUGAAACAUUAACUAGCUGACAAAUUUAUUCUUUGUAAUAACUAAAAUAUACUUAUUCAGGGACAAGAAGUGGCUGAGAAGAGAAGUGCAUCACCACAAAAUUCUGCUUUUGAAUCCAGGACAUUACAAGACAGUCAAUGCAGCAUGACUAUUUCUAAACCACAUUCCAAAAAAGGGACAUUUCUUUUAGAAAUGGAAAUGUCCUUAGAAGGUUCAUUAUCUUUGGAUCACAAAAUAAAAAUAUUUCAAGGUUGAAUUAGGUGGGCUGAUAAACAGUAACAAUAGAAAGGGAGGCUUUUCACAUCUAAGCACUUUUUAAAACAGGAACAGAUAAGUAAGUACAUGUUUCUAAGUUUAUUGAAAUACAGAUAAUUGACUGUUCCCAGCCAGCCCUCCAAUGUAUUUUAAGAGUACAGACUUAUCAGGAAAUAUACAAACAUUGAAAGUUUCCUUAAUUAAAGGCUGGGUAUCAGAUUGUGUGUUUAGUGGGUUGCUAUGCUCUAUCAGCUCAAGAAUGUUUUAAUGGUUGUGAAUUUAGGAAAGAGCACACCACCCUAAUACUACAAUCAACACAACAGUCUAGUGAACAAGUACUAUUUCACUUGGAGGCUGUAUUAUGGUUCUAAAUUCUUCCUUAAUGGGUUUUUCCACAAACUGAAAGUUACUCAAACCAAAACUUAGUUGGUAUCUAUGACCAUGACCAUGAUCUUAAUUCUCAAGUUUAGCUUACUUUAGUCAUGUAUUUCAUCCUUUUAAUCACAGCUUAAAUUCGGUUCUAAAUGGCUCAGCAAAACAAAUCAUGAAAAUGGAGGGAAAGGCUCCCAGUUAGUGUAGUAUAUAUAGUGAGGAAAACCUUUUAUUUCCUCCUGAUUUAGAAAGAAAGGAAUUUAACCAUUUAUUUCUUGGUAUUCUGCUGCUAUCUGUAGGUUCACUUAACUCUUUUAACCUAUAUCGUAUGACUGUUGUCCUGUUGCACGUUAAUCUUUACCAGUAAAAGAAAUAUCACAAGGUUAAUAUCGGUUUGGCUGAAAGAACUGUGCAGUAGAAUUAUUUGUAAGGGAAAGUGAUGACUUAUUUAUUCAGUAUUUUUCUCUUGAAACAUCUCCUUACUAACUUUAAAUCAUUUCAUAAUCCCUUAUAUGUGAGCCAAUGAAAUAUUUUGAGCUCUAGUUAAGAAGCAUGAAGUCUAUAAAUCUAAACAAAAACACUUGUAACUUGUUUUGUAAAUUUCAUGCCUUAUUUUCCAUUUUUGACACCGUAAAGUGCAUUUUCUGUCAACUGUGAGCAAAUUUCCCUUUGCCUUUAAUGAAAAUAGUGCAUUAAGUAGCCAAUUGCUGCAAUUAUAAAGCAAGUUAGCUAAAGGUGGAUCCCAUUGGACUACCACUCAAAGAAACCGAUGCAAAGGAUGGAAGUCACAUGUGGUGUGGCUUUAGGGAGACUGCACCUGUGCCAGACGCAUGCCACUUUCAGUAGCUGCCAAAUGUGCCUUUAAUUAAGAACAUCUCUAAUUUUUUUCUUCAGAUCAAGUCAGCAUUUGGGGGCGGGAUCAGGGCAGGGGACCUUGGGGUGCAAAUGUCUGGUGAAACUCACCAGAGAAGCCUUUGUCAAAGUGACAUGUAUAACUUCAGUUGAAAUGUGUUUGUGUGUAUAUAUAUAUAUGUGUGUGUGUAUUUGCCUUUGUUUAGUAGCACGGUAUUUGCUGAAAUAAUCGUCCAAAAAAUUGCUCUGUCAGUCUUACUCUGAUGUAAAAACAAAGUGCAGUCUACACAUCUAAUAUGGCCUUUGUACCUAACCAUGUUCGUAGGUAAUCUUUGUACUCUGUGUGCAGCAGUAUUUGGUUUGCAUUUAAAGUGAAAAUAAUGGCUGUUAUUUUUCUGGCAUUACUAAGACAAACCGAAAAAUAAUAAAGAAAAAUGCCUUAUGUA